Molecule: messenger RNA, 7372 nt
Organism: Paramuricea clavata
Lineage: Eukaryota; Metazoa; Cnidaria; Anthozoa; Malacalcyonacea; Plexauridae
Source: the annotation of a GenBank genome assembly
CUUCUUUCAAUCUUCAAUCACUUCAAAAUUUGUGCUUAGUUAUCGAAAUUUUGUUUCCUGAGCAGAAUUAACCGGAUUUUGCUGGCUGCAAGCCAUUGGUCGUCUAGCAGGUCUUUGCAAUGUGCUCAUGGAACGACAACGUACACGAGUAUGGACUCAAACUACAUUUGAAAAGCCAAAUUUUCAAAACCACUCAAAUUUCGAUGGUAAGUCAGACUUAGUCAGUCUACCGUGGCCAUGAAAUACAGCAAAUUUCUUAUACAGUUAUUUAAUAUUAUUUAUAUUUCAUGUGUAGUCUGGUCUUGUAUUGCAGUAAUAGAAGUAUUCACCGUUUAUUUAACGAAUUUUAACACGUAUUCACAAAUGAUAGUAGUGUUUAAUUUGUAAAUAAAGUUAAAUGUUUGCAAUUUGCUACCAUAACUAAAUGAAUUGUUGACCAGUAUUAAGUAAGAUUUUCUAAAUGCAAUUAAUAAUGGUAUUGAAAGACAGAUUUAAAGUAAUAUGUACUGUUGCCUGUUGGGAAAUAAUGUCAAAAGAUUGCAUUCAAUAAUUGACAUAAUCAUGUAUUUCAUCAUAGUGGUUUCAUGUGCAAUAUUGAGUAUGACGUCAAAUGGAUUAAUUAAAAUGGGUGUGGCCAAGGAGUGUACUUGUCAAUGUUCGGAAAUUUAAAAAUGGAUAUUAAUGCCCAGUGAACAAUUUCUGAAGAAAUCAUGACAGCACACUUUAAAGACCUUGUAAAGUCUGUUCUGCACAGGCUGACAUGCCAAUGGUCGGGACCCGGCCGUUGGAAUGUUAUUAAUAUUUUGUAUCUUUUGAACUUUCUUGAAUUGAAUCUCUAGUCUGUAUUCAUUUACAAGCAUAGCGAACCAGAAGAGUGUUAAAAAUUCAGUAUUAUAUCUAAUCAUAUUUUACAACUGUAGCACUGAGUUUAAAAUGUAAACAAAGCGUUUGUUUACAUUACGGACUUUACAUUGUCUUUAAAUUAACAGACAUUUCAACUUUCUCAAUUUUCCUAGGAAUCUCCCGAAAAUUCAUGCAAUCUCCUGGGUUUUUAUCCUAAACAUACUGUUUUAGCAAUAUAAUAGUCUGUUUUGACCUUUUUAUGAACUAAGAUAGUUUUAUAUGUGACUAUUGAGUACAAAAUAAUUUAGGAGAAUUAUCUAACUUGAAGAUUCAGAAAUACAGAAUUAAGGAAAUAUUGUUAAAAAAUCCUGAACAUACUGUUUUAGCAAUAUAAUAGUCUGUCUUGACCUUUUUAUGAACUAUGAGAGUUUUAUAUGUGACAAUAGACUACAACAUAAUUUAAGAGAAUCAUCUAACUUUUAGAUUCAGGAAUUCAGACAGACGUGAUACAUGCACUUGAAAGACGUAUUCCAAAUCAUUUCCUUGUUAUCGCUCUGGUCAAACAACUUUGUACACUUUACAUUGAAGAUGCAGACAAACGUACAGAAACAUUUAAUGGUACAGUACAAAAUACCCAAAGAGAAAUAAUAUUUUUUAUGACUUGUAAACUUUUAAUCUUGGUCCUCUUUUCUCCUCUGUUUUUAUGUAGUUAUAUGUGAACAACUGGCCAGGAUGAAAGUAAGCAAAGUUUUCAUGCUUGAAUAAUAUCCAUUGUGAUGCAUGCAUGCAUGACCGAAUUCACCCGCGCGGGCAAAGCACUCCUGCCUUUAUGUACAAGUGUGAGAAUGUACUUAUUGAGAAAGUUUGUGUCACUGUCAAAUUAAAUUUAUUUCCAGAUAUUACCAACAUUUGCACUUCAUGAAGAUUUCAGUGUUGUCCGUGAGAAAUACAUUGCAGCUUUUCACAAUGUGCUUUUGACAGCUGCUGGAGCUAAUGUAAGUCAUUUAAUUUAAUGUGUUUAUUAUAAUGUCAACAUUCAACCAAAUUUAUACUUGUUAAUAAUGCCAGUGGCUAUUUCAGAAAACAUCCACACUUCCUGCACAGAGGAAACAGGGAAUUAACCCUCGAUCCUCACCCUAUGAUAUUAUCAGAAGUAGAUUUUAUUCUGAGCAGCACACAUACAUUUUGUCUGUGGAAGGAGUGUUGAAUGAUUUUUUCUUUAACAACUGCAUUAUUUUGUGACUUUAGGACAGUCCACUCAAAAUACCAGUUCGACCAGGCGGAAUAUCUUUAGUUGGAAGGUAAAUGAACUAAAUGUAAUUUAUGAAGAAAGAUAGAAUUUUGAGUUCAGGUCAAUAAUAAUAAUAAACAACUUUAUUCAAUAUGUAAUGUUAAAUAAAUUCUCCCCUACACUUAGAUGUCCUGCAGUGUCCAAACAACUUCUCCAGGCACAGAAACUACUCAAUUACAACACAUCGAGAUACAAAGAGGAAUUUCAAGAACUUGAGAAAUUGGGAAAAGGAGGCUUUGGAAGUGUAUACAAGGUAUUAUAUAACACAAAAUUGUACAGUAAGUACUAUGUAUUGCACAAUGUAUUAGAGAGUUUAAGCUUCGCGUUAUACAGAGGCGCCAGAAUAUCGAUAAUUGGGGGGGGUGGCAGAUAUUCAUAUAUUUGUGUUCUGCCCAAUUAAUUUCUUUUGAAAUCGAUUGUUUUUACAGUCUGUGAACACGAAUAUAAGAAUAUCUGCCCCCGCAAUUAUCGAUAUUCCGGCGCCUCUGGCGUUAUACAUCAAACGCCAAGCAAAGAAAAAUUUUUACAGUAUCAGGCAAUAAAAAGUCAAUUAACUUUGCUGUUUUAAAACUGAAAUACAUAAUUAUUCUUUCAACGCAAAAAAGAAAUACGAAACAAAAAUGUUCAAUGAAAAUUUUGCCAAGAAAGUUCAAACCUGCCGUUUGCCUUUCCCGGAAACGUGAAGCUUAAACUCCUUGUACUGCGAUGUACAGAAUACAAAUAUGCCCAUUUACAGAAAUCUUUAUUUAAACUUGGACUUUUUUCUAAAUUAGGUAAAGAAUCGACUGGACGGUCGUGAAUAUGCAGUGAAGAAAGUUUAUUUAAGUGAAAAAGAUCUUCCAAAUUGUUUCAAGGUAUGUAAUUGUCCUACUGUAUGUCUAUACAACAUUACAUGGGAGUCAGUAUUUUAAUGGUUUGUUAAUCUUGUUUUGGAUUCAGUAAAAAACAAGCUUUUUCGUUUCCUAGGUAUUACGGGAAGUAAAAGUUCUGGCACAAUUACGUCAUCCGAAUGUUGUUGGUUACCAGUCUGCCUGGUUGGAAUCUGUAACCAGUGAAAAUACCAUGUCAACAAAUGUUCCAAGUAAAUAACCUUACAAUAUCAUGGAAGAAAAGGGGAUAAAGGCCCAUUUCCACUCAAGAAAAAUUUCCACGGACAGAAAAUUUUCCAAAAAUAUAAUUUGUUAAGUUGAAAAAUUAAAUUUUUUCCGACGCAAAAUUUGUGCUGGCCAAUCACAUUUUACAAGAACAGACGCCCUAAUAGUCACAUUUACUGUUACAGGAAUAUCAACGCAUCCAGGUCGAUUAAUGGAUCUCGAUUCCCACUCCAAUAUUUUCCACAGGUAUAGAAGCUUGGGGUUUAUUUGUAUUAGUAAUAUACAACAGGAUUACGCUACUUUAUAGUGAACAUAUUGAAUUCAAUCCUCAUAGGGCUGAUUCACAGGAGAGUGAUGGCAGUCAUAUAGUAUUCAAGACCUCAGACACAAGUUUUGACGGUGAUAGUUCUGUUGGCCAUAACGAAGCAGUUGCAAGUCCACCAACUUCCCCUGGUAAUUUUAAAGGUACAUAUGACCACAUUUGCUGAUAAAAUGGAAAAAACCCACCUUACUGAUAUUGGAACUAUGCAGAGGAACUAUCCGCCCUCGAAACGUUAAAGUACACAUGUAACUUGUAACAAACCUACAGCAGACUUGUAGCAAUGCUGUUCCAAAAACUUGUCAACAAGAUGUAUUCGCACUGCUUGUUUCAACUUCACAGCUUGUUGACAACUUGCUAAAACGUUGUUGAACUCAACAGACUUGUUACAAGUUGUUCCAAUAACUUGUUAUCGUCCUGUAAUUCAACAACUAUUUAACAAGUUGUGAGUGACAACCUUGUAGCAACUUAAAUAACUGAUAAAAUAACAACAUUGUUACAACUUGUUGCCAAGCUUGCUGCAAGCCUGUUGCGAACACAUUUUGUUGACAAGUUGUGAGUUUUUUAUGUGUGUAUGUACUUUUAACCUUUUCCAGAUAGUUUAUAUACAAACCACGGCAGAUUAUUAAAAACACUGAGCUUCCACGUUCUUUGUUUUCAUUUUAGGACCUUUGUUAAGUCCAUGCAACAGUUUAAUGUCGAUGAAUAGUUUGGGAAUCCAAAGAUCAGCAUCGGACGCGAAUCUUGAACGCUUCACGAACUCCAAGUCGUACAAGAAGAGUCAUCUUCAUCUUCACAUUCCAAACAACAUCAAGAAAAGUCAUAACUAUAGUAAAGAAUCGGACAGUUCAAAUACUGGGGAUUCAAUAAAUGGGAAGGUAAGAAACGUGCGAGGUUUCAUUGUAUUGAACCAGCACUUGUCGUGUCGUGGUCACCGCGCUGGCCUUUCCCAGCCGGGUUCAAUCCUUCGUAGGACCUCUACUCAAGGUCUUAAACUAAUUGAGGAGAAAGAGCUACCUUUACAUUGACAUCAGUAAAUGGUUAGACUUUCGCGUCUUCUCGGAUAAGGACGUUAAAAUCGUAGUUACCUCGGAUCCCGUAUGAAUUGGACAAUACUCAAUACUCAAUCGCCUGUUGGGAAAUCCACUCACCAUUGACUGAGUGAGAAACCUCGAUAAACUCAAAUGAGUUCGUUUGAUUGUAAACUACAGUAUUACAAUUUCUCUUCCAGGGUUUUGGUAUAGUGUUAUUUAUCCAGAUGGAAUUAUGCGACAUCACGUUAAGACAAUGGCUACUGGAGAGAAACCAGGAACUCAUAAACAAUGGUACGCUGGUGUAUUAUAGAUUUUGGGGCAGUAUUUACACAACACCUGCUUGGACAGUUUUGGGUGCUUCAAUGGUUUCUCGAUUCUCUGAACUGCAUGCUAUAUUAACUUAAUAUGCAUGAUAGCUCGAGCAGUUAACUCUUCUUUGUAGAGGUCAAGUAAAUGGCAUCCCUGUUAUUUUGUUUAGGAGGACAAGUCAACAGAAAGGAAAAUAUGAACAUUUUUAAACAAAUUGCCGUCGGAGUGAAUUAUAUUCAUUCGCAGGGCUUAAUUCAUCGAGACUUGAAGGUUGGUAUUUUUUAAUACUGUAGCUACUGUGGUUUCUGUCUAUCUGAACAUCCUUUAGUUAUUGUCUCUCAGGAGAAAUCUAAUUAAUCUCGUGUGUAUCUAAUUUUCGUAGCCCAGCAAUAUAUUCCUGCAUCGGGACAAACGGUACGAUGAUUCGUACGAAUAUCGGGUGAAGAUCGGAGACUUCGGUCUGGCCCGGACAGACCUGUUUCGUGCUGAUCCUCCAAAUGGCACGGAGUUUACAUCACUGAUUGAACCUCUUACGCCAUUAUUUCCCGGAGGUUAGUUCUCUAUUAUUAUGUCUGGUUUGGACGUUAUGACCCUACCGCUGACCAUGUCAAGCAAACCAAUCUAAACCAAGUUGAUGACAACAAGCUCUUAGCAACUUGUUAUGAACAGCCUGUAUUGUUGCAAGUUUGCUACCGUCAACAAGUCUGUUACUUGUAACUGGGCGUUCGAACCUUAGUUUCUGUCAUCUCGAAUCUCGCCAAUACUCGUAGAAAUGACUCUAAUAUUUUCGCACCUUUAUUCCAUUUACUAGAUAGCCCCAGUGUUGCAUCACCCUCGAGUCAGACACUUGGUGUUGGCACAUGUACAUAUGCGUCCCCAGAACAGCUCCAUAACAAAGAAUACUGUUUCAAAGUAGAUAUUUAUAGUUUGGGAAUCGUACUGUUCGAGUUUUUCCAACCGUUCAAUACAGAUAUGGAGAAACAUAAAUGUAUUAAAGAUCUAAGGAAAGGUGUUGUACCACACGAGUUUCGACAACUUUGGCCAGAACAGGUUGGUGACUCUAUAGAAUUCCUAGUUAAUAAUCCACCCAAAAUAAUCUGGUAAUCAACACAAUCAACCAUAUAGCGCAGGGAUGGAUUUAAGCAAAAAAAUAUUAGAGACAAAAUGAGAUACAGUAAUUUGAGUAAUGACAUGAUGAUAAGCGAACUGUGAACAACAAUUACAAUUCUAAUACAGUAGUCAAGCAGGACUUUGUAGCAGUCAAGCAAAUUGAUGGGCGGGUGGCGCAACACCCCCCCCCCCCCACCCAUGCUGGAUCCAUCCCUGAUAUAGCGUAUAGUUAAAUUAGCCAGCACUAUGAUCAAAUUAACUGUGGUUGAACUAACCAGGAAAUUUAACCAAUGCACAUUACGUUGCCCAAAUUAGAGGGUUAAUUUUAAAUUAACCAGAACAUUUUUAACCUGGGUGAUUCUGGGGUGUAACAGUUGUGAUCAUUUGUGUUUUCAGACUGAUUUAAUCCUCCUUAUGAUGGCAAAAGACCCCGAAAACAGACCAACAGCGGACGAUAUUGUUUCAAUGGAUAUUGUUAGUGAGAAGAAUAAGGUAAUAUGGUUAUAUAAAUGUGCAUGGAGUGAAGUACUGGCUCACAAUCGUCAAAAUUAAAUGUUGAAAAAAUGCAAAAUUAACGUUCGUACAAGACCUAUUCAUAGUCACGAAGUCUGGCAAAUACAACAGUUUAAUACUGAGUUAGUUCCCGCAAACAUUUCUUACAAAUCCUUCAAAACGUAGAAUUUACCCAUGCAAAAUUCCUACAAAAUUCCUGACAGUGUAAACCACGCUUUACCGUACUGAUUUAAUUCUUAUUCUGGUCCAUUGCAGUGUUUUGCUGAGAUGCUGACAAAGUUAGAAACAGAACAAAAAGAGAACGAAUUUCUGCGAGAGAAAAUCCGUCAACUUGAACUCGAGUCAAGAAAAAAAGACGACCUGCUCAUGCAGUUACGAAGUGAACAGAAACUAAAGUGUGAAUUGUGUGGAAAGUUGACGUUCUAGGAUUGAGAGACUCUAGGAUAAAUAUUUUCAGCUUGAGUCCACCUGUUUGACAUCUAAUGCAAAUUGCUAAUGUCACUGAUGUUUCCAUCUUUUAUCUCUCUUUGUCGUUAUGCUUUUCAUAAUAUGAAAAUGCAUAAAGACAGAGCUAUCCAGAUUUAACUUGUGCAAAUUACAAGAAACGUUCAAGGUCGCUUGUCACGGGAGUUUUUACUGUAUAUAAACAAAGACUGAAUGUGAUUUUCAAACGUGUGGAAUUGUCUGAAAAUGAAACAUUGUAGUAUACUGUAGUAUAGAUGUUGUAGAACUACUUUUUAAAUUUAUGAUUGCCGUGCAAUUCGGGUGUGAAGAAUUAACAUAUGAUUGUAAAAACGUUUUAAACUUUUAAUACUAUCAGUGGGCGUGGUCACCAGAUUCUGCAAUACUGCUACAUGCC